This is a messenger RNA of Dentiscutata erythropus, 421 nucleotides long. NCBI's taxonomy places the organism in Eukaryota, Fungi, Glomeromycota, Glomeromycetes, Diversisporales, Gigasporaceae. The record is from the annotation of a GenBank genome assembly.
AAUGGAAAGUACAAUAUAAUCAACUUAAGUAUACAAAGACAGAAGUCGAAGAGAAAAUGUUAAAAUUGUUGUAUGAACUUAGGGGCACAUACUUAAUAUUGCUCAUAAUACUAUCAAAAGAGUAUGAACGAGAUAAGAAAAAACUUCCAGGUCACAAGAUCUUAUUUAGUUUAGUGAAGGGAAAAGUCAAAUCAAUUUUAAGAAUUGGCGAAAGACAUAAGCAGAGAUAUUGGGUAGAAACAUGGAGGCUUAUAGAAUUACUCAAUAUAACACAUUGCCCUGCAUCUAUUCUUGUAGAAUCAGGUCUCACUGCAAGAUAUUUAAUGAGGAAUACAAAUUAUAAUCAGUUUCUUAAAAGUCUCCUAAAUAAUGUUGAAGCUAAUCAUAAAGCUCCCAAGUUUAGCAAAUCUUUGAUGUUAAG